AUGGGCGCGUACCUAGCGCCGCGACGGCGUCGACGCUCUGUUGCUGUUGUGGCUCUCGUGUCUGCGCUCGUGUUGCUGCUUCCGAUGGCCGACGCUCGCAGUCUGCGUCAACGCGGGGAGAGUGGGGACACGUGGGAGGCCACUGCCGACGCGGACGCAGCGGUGGAAGUCGUCAAGGGCUCCUCGGGGCCGAGUGUACUUCCCGUGACGACACGCGCGCGAGACGGCAGUGAGCUCAGCAGCGACACUGUCUUCGCGUUCGGUGGGUCUGUGAACGAGAUAGAGGCGGAGACGGGAGCAGCUCAGUCGGCUAGGGAUCUGAAGUUGGAGUCGAGUGCGUCUGUGAGCGCGGACCGUGAGGCUGUGCUGACAUUGCCGAGUGCAGCGCCAUCCACUGGUACGACAAGCGGUAUGCGAUGUAGUGUACGUCCGAAGAGAAGCGCGAAUUACGAGAAGGAGAGACACAAGGGCGAUCACGACGAUGACGACGAUGACGAUGACGACCACGGAGAUGACGGGUCAAGCAAUGCAGGCGCCCACAGCAAUGCAGUUAGCAAUGGGGACGUCGAUACAGACAGCAGUGGGGACAGCAAUGGAGACAUCGAUACAGACGUGAAUGCAGACACCGACGCAGACGGCAAGACAGAAGACAAGACAGGUAGCAGUGCAGACGGCAAUGGAGACACCGACGCAGACAUCGGUUCAGACGGCAAUGCAGAUGGCGAGGCAAACAACAGCGGAGAGAGCAAUGGAGACGGUACUGCAGGCGGCAAGUUUUAUAACAAUGGGACCAUUGAGACUGUAGCUGCGACGGAUAAGGCGCCAACGGUCGCGUGGACUUCGGUACCGACACUUGCUGCGUUGCCACCACGACCUGAUGCUCCUGACACGACAACAAAGGGCUGGUCUUCGUCGAUUAUCGCAAACAGAGCGACGCCGGGAGGUCGAUCUGGAGAGCUCUCGGACGAAUCUGCAACUGAUGUGCUCGAGAACUCGACGAAAUCGGCCUCGUCGAAUGUGACAAGUACGUCUUUCGACCAGACGCUCGUGGUGGUCAUCAUUGGUGUCGUCGGAACGAUUGCAUCUCUGCUGCUCGUGUUGUCACGUAAGGUACUAAAGGCCACAGGUGACGACGACGACGACAUAGACCUGGAGGAUUCUGGUUUUAUCUAG
This is a messenger RNA of Hyaloperonospora brassicae, 1173 nucleotides long. The record is from the annotation of a GenBank genome assembly. Lineage: Eukaryota; Oomycota; Peronosporomycetes; Peronosporales; Peronosporaceae.